AAUGUUGACCUUUAUAUCCACAGCGCUUGCAGCUCUGAGGGUUUUUUAAACUGAGAUAAGCGUGGAGAGAGAGAGAGAGAGAGAGAGAGUCAUAUGACAGGGAUGAGGGGUGUGCUCACACUACCAAAACACUUUCUCCUACGUCUAAAAUGAGGUUUCAGAAAGACCGCCGAAGACUUUGUUACCUGCUGACUUUAUCACCUCGUGACUUCACGAGAACUUCAAUGCCUGAGAGAAAGAAUCUCCAAAGGAUUUAACACGAUGAUUACAUCUUGUGAUGAAUCACAUGUAGAAGGGAAAGGUAAAAACCAUCUGGACAGUAAUGGACCCGUUGGGAAGUUUAAGGGAAUGAAGUACAGCGUUUCUACGGGGAAUAACAACAUCUGUCGGCCCGUCGCACCUGUGACCUCACCUGAGUCUGCCUGUGCGCGCAUCUCGCUGCCAGGUGUGAUGGACGCUGAGGGGCGAGUGGACGAAUCCAGACUCAGGUUGCAUAUAUUUAAAAACGGUGGUGUGUCACCUGACGAACGGGGUCAGGUAUGGCGCUUUCUGUUUGGGAUGUACCCCUGCAGCUCUACAGCUCUGGAGCGCCAUCUACUGCUGGAGCAGAUGGCGGUGCGCUAUCAGGUCAUGAAGAGGAAGUGGCAACAGCUGCUUCCUGGAGCUGUUCGUCUGCGUCUUAAUGGCACUGAUGCUGAACUGUUGACAGCAGUCAAGUUUUUUGACCAGAGGCAGGACAGAGAGCAGAAUCAGCAGCAGUAUCAGUCAGAAGAGGCCCGAGAGAAGAUAUCCUUUUUGCAACUGCAGGCUCAGGUGCUAUUUGAACGGGUAACCUUUGACCUGGAAGAGCUUCAGGAGGCCAUACGCAUCAUUGACAAAGAUGUUCCUCGAACCGACAGAGAUCUUCCCUACUACCGGAAUGAAGGAUUGGGUAAUCUGCUUGUGUUGAGAGAUAUCCUAAUCACAUAUGCUGCUUUUCACCCAGAAGUAAGUUACGCUCAGGGUAUGAAUGACCUAUGCAGUCGCUUUCUAGAGGUUCUCGACUCAGAAGUGGACACUUACUGGAGCUUCUCCUGCUACAUGGAGAAGUUUUCCAAAGACUUCCGUGCUGAUGGACUGUAUCGCAAAAUGGAAUUGGAAGCUGCUUUACUAAAAGAACUGGAUCCUCAACUACACUCUCAUCUGGUCACAGAUAACAUGGAAAGACUCACAUUUUGUCACAGGUGGCUUCUGUUGGGUUUCCAGCGGGAGUUUGAGCACAGCGAUGCUCUGCGUCUGUUUGAGAUUCUCAGCUGUGAUCACCUGGAGCUCAUCUCACAGCAGGUGGAUCGUGCUCGAUAUCAGGAGAGACUGGCGCGCAAACACAGCCUGGAGGAGGAACCUGUGAAGGAACUACAUGCUGUAAACACAGACUUCACCUUUGAACUCUUCAUGUGUGCCACCAUCUUGCUGGAGAACAGAGACACUUUACUCAGCUGCAGGAAUGAGGUUCAGCUCAUACAGUUUACCAGCAGUCUGCAGGGCAAGCUUGACCUGAACAGUACCCUGAAAAAAGCUGAGGAACAAUUUUACAACUACUGCAAACGCUCAUCCUGGGACUAUUUGAGCGGCCUCUGUCGCACACGCAAGAGCAAAGAGGACCAUUUCUUAUAUCAACUCCGUAACCUUUUUUCCUGAGAAGGCCUGCUUGGGAUUUUUCAGGAAACAAUCUUCUUGACAGAAACUCAUGGACAAACUUUAUCCUCCAGUGGGAUUUUGGGAAUCCAGUGGGAAUUUUACUCCAAAGAAGGAUGCUGCUUUUAACCAGAGUUUUGUACAGGAACAAGAUGGACUCCUUCCAAACAGUUCCUUCAGUAUUUGAUCUUAGUUUAUAAGGCUUUUAUUAUUGUGCCAGAGUUACAGCAAAACACUAAUUUAACCAAUCUAAGAUAAUCAAAUAAGACUUUUAUUUAACCAAUAACCCUGACCAUGCUUGAAAAUAUAAGUAGCAUUCUGGAAUAUAGCAGAUUAUUGAUAGUACUGAAGACUUGAUUAAGCGUAUUAAGUAUGCAACAUCAAAAUUCGCUUUAUUUUGAACAGGAUUUUGUAGUGCGCAAUGACUGGAAAAACGCAGAAAACCGAGAUCCUUACUGCUGAUCUGAGACCUGACCUGUGAAUAUUAUUCAGUCUUAGAAAAAUAGUACUUGCGUAUUUUACAGCACAAUAUAAUAAUAGAAACAUGGGCUCAGUUCUGAGAAGCUCUAGAAGACCCUCUGUGGUGUUGUCUUACCAAUCGUAGAGUGCUCAAGUAUGUACUGAUCAGAAAUAGCACAUUGAACCAGGACACCCUUCACUCUGAGACCACGCUGCAUGGGUUUUUAUUAUGUAAGAGACAGAAAAUAUAAGUGUACAUUUGGAGAUAUGGAAUAUUGCACAUAACAUUUGGUUAUUUAUUGAGAAUUGACACACUAUUCAGGGGGAGUGCUGUUAACAUUGUUUUCUAAGAUAAUUAAAUGACUGACCAACACAUUUUGGGGAACGGGUGCUGUAAUUUUGAUGCUGCCCACUGAUGUUUGGAUUAAAUUUUGAAGUUUGCACAUCAUGUUUAUUAAUAUUUUAAUUAAUGUAGCAAUAAUAUAAAGACACUGCAAUGUUAAACAGAAUGAAUGAAUCUAGCUAUGUAUUUUCGGUGAGAAGUGUCAUUCAUGAACCCGUGUGUGUGUGUGUGUGUGUGUGUGUGUGUGUGUGUGUGUGUGUGUGUGUGUGUGUGUGUGUGUGUGAUACUGAGAGUGAGUGUUUUAUUUUAAGAUUACUAUGUGACAUUUAAGCUGUCAGUUUCUAGUGAGUCACUUCAUAAAGAAUAGACUCAUGCUUGGUAGCCAUUAAAUAUUCUUGUGAAAUAAAGUGUGGUGAUUUGAA
Megalobrama amblycephala (Wuchang bream) is the source of this 2898-nucleotide messenger RNA. RefSeq names its product TBC1 domain family member 15. NCBI's taxonomy places the organism in Eukaryota, Metazoa, Chordata, Actinopteri, Cypriniformes, Xenocyprididae. Gene Ontology annotation, molecular function: GTPase activator activity. The coding region runs from base 262 to 1677 and encodes 471 amino acids. Gene Ontology annotation, biological process: activation of GTPase activity. The transcript is spliced from 10 exons. The record is from RefSeq and is a predicted model, not a curated record.